AUGGCCGACGACGCAGCUGCGACGGCUGAUGCUCCCAUUACCUUCACUGUCAAAUCUUCCACUGAUGCCAAAUUCACCCUGACCCUUCCUCUGUCGACUACAGUUUCAGAACUCAAGCAGAAGCUCUGCGCUCCUGAAUAUGCCGAUACGCCCGCUGAUCGCCAACGUCUGAUCUACUCUGGGCGAGUACUAAAGGAUAAUGAGACCUUGGAGACAUACAAAAUCAAAGAUGGUCAUACAAUCCACCUGGUGAAGAGUGCUGCCAGCAACCAACAACGCUCCGCCACCUCUACUCAGUCUACCUCCGCAACUGCAAAUGCCUCUGGCGCCACCCCAAGUCAGCCUGCGGCUGGUGUUCCCACUAACCUGGCGACAGGUACGGGGAACAACCCUCUUGCUGGCUUGACUGGGGCACGCUAUGCUGGUUUUGCUCAGCUUCCCGGAGCGGGUCUCUUUGGUCCUGAUGGCGGGAUGGGUGCUUCAGACCCUGAGCAUUUGUUGACCAUGCUUGAGAACCCUCAGAUCCAGUCUCAAAUCAACGAGGCCCUCCAGAACCCUGCCAUGAUCGAUAUGAUGAUUCAACAGAACCCUAUGCUUCGGGAGAUGGGCCCUAUGGCCCGCGAGUUUAUGCAGAGACCCGCCUUCCGUCGUAUGCUGACAGACCCUGCCUCGCUGCGGCAAAUGAUGCAAAUGCAACGGAUGAUGGGUAUGGGAGGCGGUCUAGGUGGCGGCAAUAGUGCUUUCCCGGAGCCUGGUGUCACAAACACGACCGAAGGUAAUCAGAGCACCCAGCAGCAGAACCCAUCGACCAAUCCCUUUGGUCAAAUGCCAGCGAAUCCAAUGGGCAACCCAUUUGCAGCUCUCUUUGGCGGCCCGGGCUUCGGACAACCCCCGUCCAAUACAACUACCGAUGGUUCCAAUCAGACCGAGGGCACCCAGGGUGCUCAAACUACGGCAGAUCGGUCUACGACCGAUGAGGGUCAAAAUCAAGCCCCUCAGACCGCUCAAAAUCCUUUUGCCGCUUUGCUUAAUCCGGCUCUGUUUGGUCAGGCCGGUCAGGCUGGCCAGGCCGGCCAGGCCGGCAUCAACCCUUUUGAUCCCCAGCAGAAUCCUUUCCUGCGUGACCCGGCACUCUUGAGCCAGAUGAUGCAGGGUAUGGGAGGAGCUGGUGCGGAGGCUGGUGCUGGUGCCAAUCCUCUCGCAGCUUUGUUUGGUGGUGGUGGUAGCGGUGGCUUUGGCUCCCCUCAACCACCCGACAAUCGACCCCCUGAGGAGAGAUAUGCAGAGCAACUUCGACAGCUGAAUGAUAUGGGAUUUUACGAGUUUGAGCGAAAUAUCGAGGCUUUGCGUCGAUCCGGCGGCAGUGUUCAGGGAGCUGUGGAGUACCUUCUAACCCGUUCGGCAUGA
Messenger RNA from Penicillium macrosclerotiorum, 1407 nucleotides. Its product is annotated as ubiquitin domain-containing protein DSK2. Gene Ontology annotation, biological process: ubiquitin-dependent protein catabolic process. Gene Ontology annotation, molecular function: polyubiquitin modification-dependent protein binding. The record is from RefSeq and is a predicted model, not a curated record. Bases 1 to 1407 code for a protein of 468 amino acids. Gene Ontology annotation, cellular component: cytosol. NCBI's taxonomy places the organism in Eukaryota, Fungi, Ascomycota, Eurotiomycetes, Eurotiales, Aspergillaceae. The transcript has 2 exons.